AAAAAAAAAAAAGAAGAACUUUUGACCGACACCCUCUCUGCAGCCGGAGGAGCGCAUUUGACAUGUACACUCUCACCUUAGUCCGAUGUCUGCCAGAUCCAAGAAGCAAAAAUGGAGUCCGAGAGACGGCAUCCCGGUCACCAUCAUAAAUCCAAUGUUAAAUAUGGCGUGAUAGUCUUCGGAAUCUCAUUGGUAGCUGCGAUUUUGUUGGCUGUGUCCAAUUAUGUAUAUCUCAACAAGUGGGUGAGGAACGGUGCUCCUCGUCAAAGAUCAAUAUGGGCACGCCUCGGAUCACCGAAACCAUUAUGGCUACAUCUCUUGAUAUGGCUGAUAGUUACACUUGCUUUAUCAGUUGUCAAGGUACAUGAUAUAAAAGAACACUAUUCCACCAUCAUUAAACGUCUAGGUCGUGUGGGUUUCUACCUCGUGCCCUUCGACAUAUUAUUGGCCAUUCGGCCAUCCUUGUUGGCAACUUCUUACCUUGAGUACAUUUCAAUACACAAAUGGAUUCUGAGACUAAUAUUGUUGUUGGUGACGCUACAUGGAAUCGGGUACUUUGCAAAAUGGAUAAUCACCAAUAACAUUUGGCAAAAGUCUACGAAGACGCUCAAUUUUCUAGGUGUUGUUGUGUUCUUCCUUGGUUUGGUUCUUGCAAUUUUCUCGCUGCGGCCAAUCAGACGCCGCGUGUAUCGGGUCUUCUAUCUUUGGCAUAAUAUCACAGUUGCCGCAUUCAUGAUACUCAUUUUUUGGCAUGCCAGGCCGGGGGUGGCCGAUGCUGUGAUUCUUUCUCUUUGCUUGGUGGUUUUCCAAUUAGUUCAACGCAUCCGCAAUUGCAACAAAGGAUCCCAAAUCAGUAUUUCCGAUGAGAAGUCUUCAAGUCUACUCGUUCUACGUUUGCCUGUACCGAAACGUUUUCCUUCCCAAUGGCAAGCCGGCGCCCAUACAAGAAUAUCUUAUCCCCUUACAGAUGUCAGAUUUUGGCUAUUUCCAUCUCAUCCAUUCACCAUCUUCUCGCUCCCAGGUGACAAAUCCUUGGAUCUCGUUGUCAACAAGAGUCACAGGUUCCACUUGCCGGCCUUGCAAAACUAUACUAUCUCCAAUCCAUACGCUUCUCUCCCUCCCCCUUUCUUCCAAACUGCUGAGAAAGUCAUCAUAUUAUGUGGUGGCUCUGGAAUUUCGCUCGGGAUUCCUAUCUUCAGAAUUCUCAAGUCAAAUGCUUCAAUUCAUUCGGAACUUCAUUGGUCUGUCGCAAACAAGGCUGAUGCAUUCGUUUUGCCGAGUGUUAAACGCGAUAGUGAAAUCAACGUCUACGUCACUAAAAACUCCUCGAUGAUGUUACAAAGUGAUGAUGCUCACGCCCCAAAUCAUGCUCUCUUAUCAAAUAUCGAAUCGCUUGAAUUGGAAUCUUUUGGCGAAGACAGCGGCGAAGUAUCUGAAAGUUUCGGUGAGGCUGAAAAAAAAUAUUCAGAAAACAAUACUGGUACCAGGUUUCAUUCCGGGCGACCAGUCAUUGGCGACAUUUUUUCGCCUCUCUUGGAAGGUUUUAACAAGGAGAAUUACUGGAUCGUUGUAUGCGGUCCAGAAUCCAUGAUCAAUGUUGUCAAAAAGUGGGGAAAAGAUAAUGAAAUUCUGGUGUUUCUGGAAAAAUAUGACUUCUAAUCACAUAUUACAUAUUAUAGAAAUAUUACACUAGAAAUAAUGCGUUUGUGAGAUUCC
This is a messenger RNA of Metschnikowia bicuspidata var. bicuspidata NRRL YB-4993, 1716 nucleotides long. Its product is annotated as putative metalloreductase. The transcript has a single exon. Gene Ontology annotation, cellular component: plasma membrane. The coding region runs from base 112 to 1659 and encodes 515 amino acids. NCBI's taxonomy places the organism in Eukaryota, Fungi, Ascomycota, Pichiomycetes, Serinales, Metschnikowiaceae. The record is from RefSeq and is a predicted model, not a curated record. Gene Ontology annotation, molecular function: oxidoreductase activity.